This is a messenger RNA of Zingiber officinale, 1561 nucleotides long. RefSeq names its product transcription factor bHLH93-like. Gene Ontology annotation, biological process: regulation of DNA-templated transcription. Gene Ontology annotation, molecular function: DNA-binding transcription factor activity; protein dimerization activity; sequence-specific DNA binding. The record is from RefSeq and is a predicted model, not a curated record. Bases 538 to 1335 code for a protein of 265 amino acids. The transcript has 4 exons. NCBI's taxonomy places the organism in Eukaryota, Viridiplantae, Streptophyta, Magnoliopsida, Zingiberales, Zingiberaceae. Gene Ontology annotation, cellular component: nucleus.
AAUGGUCACGUAAACCAAGGUUUAGGGGAGGAGGAGCUAAGCCCUGCCCCGUCACUAGCAGUAGCUUUUUUGUUUGUGCCCUCUUUUUCCUUCUCCCCCUUUCUCCAGCUCCGUCAUCGUCUUGCGACUGCAUGUCUCUAUCUUCCUCCGUGACUCAGGGAGACAGAACAAAAGAGAGGGAGGAUUUGUGUUGGUGGUAUUCUUGGGAGGAUGAGGAGAGAAAAUACAGUGGGCACAUGCUCUACCGCUCUGGUUUUGCUCCGUGUCCAACAGCUGAGCAAUGACAGCUGACCGUAAUUCUCCAUGACCAAAGCUGGUACUGGAAGAGCCUGAACAAGGCUAAAGACUAAAGAGAGAGCAGCAGAUUGUGUCGGAAUCUUUGCCUUAAUCAUGCAUUGCUCUAAUGGGUUGCAGCCCCUAUCGGAUAGGCUGAGAUUUAGCGUUUACUGCGAGGGAUAAUUGCCCCACCUUCUUCAUCCUUUCUCUCUUUUUUGUUAUAAGGACUGCUCGUGCAGCGGUUUGGUAGGUGGGAAGCCCAUGGAACUCGACGAGCAGGGCUUCUUGGACGAGCUGCUCGGCCCCUUCUUCGCGCCCGGCGAAGCUGACGCCUGCUUCGACUGUUUCCAGCAGAGCCCCGCGGGACUCCUCCCUCCCUGCGCCGGCUAUGAUUACUGCCUGAGCGACGCAGUGUACUCUGCCGCGCCGGAGGUACAGUCCUCGGCGUUCGACGACGUCGAGCGCGGCCAGAGCUCCUGCAAGUCGGAGGCGCCGCCGCCGCCGCCGGUCGCCGGGCUGAGGAAGACGAGGAAGACGAAGCUCGAAGGUGCGCCGUCAAAGAAUCUAAUGGCGGAACGACGGAGAAGGAAGAGGCUCAAUGACCGGCUCUCCAUGCUCAGGUCGAUAGUCCCCAAGAUUAGCAAGAUGGACAGAACUUCCAUUCUCGGGGACACCAUCGAUUACAUGAAGGAGCUACUCGACAGGGUCAAGCACCUGCAAGAGGAGAUGAUCGACCUCGCUCCGGAGCAAGACACUCGUAUUCUACUGAACAUCUUCAAGGAAUUAAACUCGAAGGAGGUCUCGUUCGAUGUCCAAAGAAGAGAGAACGAUACGCGCAUCGGAAUCUGUUGCGCCGCCAAGCCGGGCCUCCUGCUUUCCACCGUGAGCACGCUGGAAGCACUCGGGCUGGACAUCCAACAGUGCGUGAUGAGUUGCUUCAGUGAAUUCGGAAUGCAGGCAUCUUGUCUGGAGGAGAUGGAUCAGAGGGCAGUCCUGAGCGCUGAAGACAUCAAACAAGCACUCUUCAGGAAUGCAGGCUAUGGAGGAAAAUGCUUAUAAGAGAAAAUUGAUAUAUUUAAGUUCAUCUGCUAGCUGUGCAGUAUUGUGGCAUAGUCUUGAGGAAUAUCUGCUAGGCGCGGAAUAUUAAAUUGAUAUAUAUUUAAUAUUUAAGUUCUGAUAGGCCAAACAAGGAUUUGGGAGAGGUGUGUCUUGCCCUUUGGCCUGGUGUUGAAGCAGCUACCUAAUCCCAUACAUCUAUCUAUUUUAUAUUUUCUCUCUUUAUGCU